AUACGCCCACAGAAGUCUGGCUCGGAUGUUUUCCUGUCUCUGCAGGACUUGUGCGGUCCUGCCCUGACUGACGGCUGCAGCUUUGCGCUUCUUUCCGCGGUCUCCACCUUCCCAAAUACCUCGCUGGCUCCACUUAGUCCUGUCAAGAACUUUUGCAUUUUCCUCUAACAGAACAGGCCUUUUAAAAACAACUUUAUAGUUGCAGCCAGAAUGGGAGACAUGGCCGUGGAGAAGACCUUCUCAGAAAUUGUCACUCAGAUUUUUGAAGAGGCUCCAGCUUCUAGGAAGGCUCUCACCGACAACCACAGCAACCUUCUCCAGGUGGCAGAUUACUGCGAAAAAAAGUAUCUUCAGGCAGAUGAUCCAAGCAAAGCCAUUGAAGAAGCCAAAGCUUUGGUAACCCAGGCUUUAGCCAGUGUGUCUUACCAGAUCAACAGAGUAGCCAGCUCUCUGCUCAAGCUGCUGGACUCCCAGGCCAUGCAGAUCAAAGACAUGGAGUCCUCCAUCAACCUGGUGUCACUGGCUGCAGCGAUCCACUUAGAAAAGGUGGCUCGGAGGGAAAUCGGUGCUUUCACUUCUCCAAAAGCCAAAACGUGUGCCAAGCCUUUGACUCCUCCGCCAUCUGGAAAGGAGCCUAAGACUUUCUACAUUAGAGAACCAAUAUCAUAUUCCAUCUUGGACUCAGUUGGACACAGUUUUGAGGUCAUUGAAUUUCAGCCCAAGAGCGCAGAGACAACAGACAGCACACAAAGAAAUCCAAACACCUCAGAGUCAAGUCAUGGCAUUGCCGUCCCCCCACCCUCCAUCCCCACCUUUUCCACCCACCCCACAAGCAACAGUCUCCCUCCACCUGCUCCGUCUUUUGCCAGUCAGGACCCCGAUACCCCUUUUCCACCUUCUUUCAUGGAUGCUGACUAUCCCCCUCCUUUUUUCAUGGCGGCUGACUAUCCCCCUCCUUUUUUCAUGGAGGCUGACUAUCCCCCUCCACCCUCAGAUCUCCCUCCCCCUCCACCAAACAUGAGCUCAUCAGAUAACAGUUUCCCACCUCCACCACCUUUAACCACUGGUGCUGGUCUUCCUCCUCCACCUGUUAUCCCCACCAACACCUCUGCAGGUUCAGUCCCACCUCCUCCUCCUCCUCCUCCUCCACCUCCUCCGUGUCCCAGACAUUAACUUACUUCCUGGUGGAUCGUGUUGACUUGUGUAAAAUCUGCAGCACCAAGAACACUUCCCAUCUGGUGAAUUCAAACAAUCUGUAGAAGAAUCAGUAAAUAAAUAUUUAAAAAGCUUGUGACUUAA
This is a messenger RNA of Oryzias latipes (Japanese medaka), 1299 nucleotides long. RefSeq names its product ABI family, member 3b (gene abi3b). Lineage: Eukaryota; Metazoa; Chordata; Actinopteri; Beloniformes; Adrianichthyidae. Gene Ontology annotation, molecular function: SH3 domain binding; signaling adaptor activity. Gene Ontology annotation, biological process: neuron migration. Gene Ontology annotation, cellular component: actin-based cell projection; SCAR complex; lamellipodium. The record is from RefSeq and is a predicted model, not a curated record.